This is a messenger RNA of Sitophilus oryzae (rice weevil), 939 nucleotides long. Its product is annotated as glutathione S-transferase 1-like. Gene Ontology annotation, molecular function: glutathione transferase activity. Gene Ontology annotation, biological process: glutathione metabolic process. Lineage: Eukaryota; Metazoa; Arthropoda; Insecta; Coleoptera; Curculionidae. The record is from RefSeq and is a predicted model, not a curated record. The coding region runs from base 145 to 801 and encodes 218 amino acids. The transcript has 3 exons.
CAACAUAGUAAAUAUAAAAUAUAUGAGUGGCCAUGACGCUACGAAACAGUCGAUUAUUGCGCGCACUAUCAUCGUUCUGUAGUUUCAUUCCAGUCGCGAUAUUUACAGCGUAAACACCGCCAGCAAUAGAAGAACCUUAGAAACAUGACCAGGCCGAAAUUGUACUACAGCCCCGUCAGUCCGGCAGUCAGAUCAACUUUACUGACCAUCGCAGCUCUGGACCUGGACGUCGAACUGAUCCCCGUCAACUUGAUGGCCGGUGAACAUCUCACACCGCAAUUUUUAAAGAAAAAUCCUCUGCACACAGUACCUACCCUGGAAGACGGCAACUUUGUGCUUUUUGACAGUCACGCGAUCAACGCUUACUUGGUAGGAAAAUAUGGAAAGAACGAUUCCCUGUACCCAAAGGAUCUCCAGAAGAGAGCAAUAGUAGACCAAAGAUUACAUUUCGACUCUGGAAUUUUAUUUCCUCGAAUGGGCGCUAUAGUUGGUGCAAUACUCAGACAAGGAGCUAAAGUAGUUGAAAAGGACAAGGCUGAUCUAGUAGCUCAAGCUUACCAAUCCUUAGAGACGCUCCUAGAAGGCAACACUUACGUAACAGGCAACGAACUGACAAUAGCCGAUUUCAGUUUAGUAGCUACAGUUUCCAGCACCAACUCAGUUCUAGUACCAGUUGCAUCCAACACGUAUCCAAAAAUCACUGCCUGGCUAGCUAGAAUGCAAUCGUUGCCAUACUACAAUAAUGCGAAUCAAGUGGGAGUUGACAUGUUCAAAGGAAUGAUCCAAAGCAAAUUGGCUUAAGUUAAAUAUUUACUUUUGUGUUAAAUUGCCUAAUAGACGAAUAAGAAACAUGUAUUUUUAACAAUGCUUUAUAUGUUUGUAAAUUUGAAGUGUGUUUUGACUGUUUGAUAUUUCAUAUAAUAAACGAAUUAACAUAGA